AUGCAUGUGUUCGAUCCGUUUUGGUUCGGCUACACUCGGUUGGGCCACUUUCGAAAGACGGGGUCCGUACGUGGCCGCUUCUGGUUGGAAUGCGUGGAAGAUCUCCGAAACUCCCUCGAGACACGAGGACAGCACCUCUUCCUCAGAUUUGGCAUGUCUGCAGCCGCAGCAUUGCAGCAGCUGACUGCCCAAGUCCAGAUCGCCACAGUCUUCACCUUUGCGGAGGUCUGCUCUGAAGAGCUCCAGCAAGAGGCUGAGUUCGAGGAAGCUUUGCGACAGAUUGGAGGCUCUGCCAAGCUCGUGCGCUGUUGGGGUUACACUUUGCACCACAUCGACGACCUUGCGCAGGGCUGUGGCAAGCCACCGGAGAGGUGGAUCAAUCCGUCCCUGUCCUUCGGCGCCUUUAAGCGCGAGAUGCGCAGCUGCAGGGUCCGCCCGGUGGCGGCUGAGUGGCAGCACCUGCCAAAGUCAGGAGGGCUUUCCAGACCACCCGAUGUGGACGAGGCAUGGUGGGGGGACGUCCCUUCGCUGGCAGCCCUGGGCUACAGCCGGGAGGAGCUUCAGGAAGCGGAGGAGGCGCGCCGCCUCUCCGCGAUCCCGUGGCGCGGUGGGGAGAGCCUGGCGCUGGCCCGGCUCCAGGCCUACAUCUGGGACCGCCGAGCCCUAAAGCAGUAUGUGGGCACCACCGAUUGGACCGCCAACGGCAAGUGCACGGCUCCCAACGACCAAACCUCCAAGUUAUCUCCCUACUUGGCCUUUGGCUGCUUGUCUCCCCGCCUGCUGUACUGGGAGAUCCAGCGCUUCGAGAAGGGAGACCGCUGCAAAGGUGCCAAAGGCUUGAUUAACUCCCUUCUCUGGCGCGACUUCUACCGCUUCAUCGUCCACUACGCCUGGGGAAACCGGAUGUAUCAUCUAUACGGCCCCAUGAACUGCGGCUCCGUCCCGGGCGGCCACAAGACACCAACCAAAUGGUGCUGCAAGCACUACAACAAUCUCUUCGGAGGCUCGGACCCUCGGCUCUGGACCUGGGAGAGGAACUUGGAGAAGUUUGGGAAGUGGGCCUCGGGCACCACUGGAUAUCCCUUCGUGGAUGCCGCGAUGCUGGAACUGAAGCAGACGGGCUACAUGCUGCACCUCAAUCGGGAGACUGUGGGCUGGUUCUUCGUCCGCGAUCUUCAAGUCGACUGGCGACUGGCAGCCGAGUGGUUCGAGAGCCGCCUCCUGGACUACGACUGCGUGCUGAACUGGGGCAACUGGGCCUACUUCAUCCUGACCCAGCUUCCAGCACGCGAAGAUGACCGUCCUGGUGGCGGGCCGCGAUACACACUCCCCAGGUACUCUCCCUACCUGAUGGCCACACAGGUGCUCGGCUGGGGUCGAGAUCAUGACCCAUCCGCCGGAUACGUGAAAAAGUGGAUCCGAAGCCUGGGAUCCCUGCCGGCAGAGUUGGCGCGAGAGCCCUGGAAGCUGCAGGCCGGCGACCUCGACCUGGAACCGGUGAGCGACGAUUUUUGGUCCUGCGCAACGUGCACGCUGCACAACCCACCGACAAAUCGACGAUGCGAGGCCUGCAACAGCCGGCGCCCUGCUUGUUCAUCUGCAAACACCACGGCGCUGGGCAUCUACGCAGAGCAGCCGAUGGUGCCUCCACCUCCCGAGGACAGCAUGGGUCUUUGUGCGAAUUGUGGCAGCGUGGACGCCGGCUGGGCCAGCGAGGAGGCGGUGUUCUACUGCGAGACCUGCUGGGGGCAGUGGGCCACAGACACGGUGACGCUUGGAGGAGACACGCUCCGUGCCCGGUCGCUCUCCGGAGCGGAGUUGGGCGAAAGGGAGAUCAGUUUCCUGGCCGGA
This is a messenger RNA of Symbiodinium sp. CCMP2456, 1851 nucleotides long. The record is from the annotation of a GenBank genome assembly. NCBI's taxonomy places the organism in Eukaryota, Dinophyceae, Suessiales, Symbiodiniaceae.